Messenger RNA from Diversispora eburnea, 1353 nucleotides. The record is from the annotation of a GenBank genome assembly. Lineage: Eukaryota; Fungi; Glomeromycota; Glomeromycetes; Diversisporales; Diversisporaceae.
AUGUCGUCAAGUCAAUUACUUCCCCGAAUGAAACGCGAACUUGAAAUCUUGGAACGCGACAUACCACCUGGCAUUGUUUGUUAUCCUAUAGACGAUAGUUUUAUGCGAUUUUGUGCUCAAAUUAAAGGACCAAAAGACACGCCUUAUGAAGAGGGAACCUUUAAAGUAGAUGUGCAAAUACCUGCACGAUAUCCCUUGGAGCCACCAAAAAUGCAAUUUAUCACCCCAAUAUAUCAUCCAAAUAUUGAUGAUGCUGGAAGAAUAUGUCUUGAUUUAUUAAAGAUGCCACCUAAUGGAUCAUGGAAACCCUCUUUAAAUAUUUCUACUACGUUAACUUCUUUAAGUCUUUUGAUGGCAGAACCCAACCCAGAUGAUCCUCUCGUUGUAGAAAUUGCCAGUGAAUAUAAGGAACUUCGAUCUUUGUUUCUUCAUAAAGCAAGAGAGGCUACUUUAAAGUACGCUGUGGAAAGUAAGGAAUCUCAUUAUUCAAAGAAUAUUGAAAAAUCCGAAAUUUCCAAAUCUACAGAAAAUCUUACUACUGAAACAUACGAACAGAACGAUUUGCAAGAAAAAUCCAUGUUCAAGAAUGAAGAUAUAAAUUCUGCGUCCAAGAAUGAAGACAUAAAGCCCACGUCCAAGAAUGAAAUGUCAAAGAAUGAAGAGUUAGUUGAAACGAAAGCAGAUAUACCUGAGAUUAGUAGAUUGACAGUUAAUGACUCGCAACAGCAAAAUCCUAAACCAUUCAGUACUCAAAAUCGUAAGAGAAGAUUCCUUCUACGCCCUAAAUCCAAGGGCACUAAGAAAAUUUCGAAAGAUCCGACAAGUAACUUUAAACCGAUUGAUAAAAGGAAACCUUUUGGUGAUCUUUCUAAUCAAAACAUUAAUAAAUCUACUACUACUACAAGUCUUUCUUCUUCAUCAGAAACUAAAAAACAAUUUGAAGAAAAAAAUAUUGUUGAACAAAGGAAACCUUUUGGUGAUCUUUCCAACCAAAGCAUUAUUAAUAAUAAUAAUCUUUUAUCAGAAAUAAAUGAACCAUUAAGUGAAAAUCAAACUACUGAACAAAAGAAAAUUCUCGAUGAUCUCACAAAUCAAAAUAAAAGCGAUAUAUCCAUGAAUCAAGGAUUAGAAAGAUUAGAAACGAAAUUAGCUUUGAAUAUAAUCAAAUCGCAAAUUGGAAUAAGGGAACCUUUUGAAGAUAUUACUCAACAUAUUCACAAUACGACAAAUACCAUUCACACAACUCCUCCAACGCAUACAAAUUUAAGCGUUAAAAUACGAAAACCUCCGACUACAACCAUGCCAAUAGGUCCCCCGUUGGGGACAAAACCGAAAUUAUUAAGACAUAGUUGA